Molecule: messenger RNA, 540 nt
Organism: Zingiber officinale
Lineage: Eukaryota; Viridiplantae; Streptophyta; Magnoliopsida; Zingiberales; Zingiberaceae
Product: ethylene-responsive transcription factor CRF4-like
Exons: 1
Coding region: 1-540 (179 amino acids)
Biological process (GO): regulation of DNA-templated transcription
Molecular function (GO): DNA-binding transcription factor activity; DNA binding
Source: RefSeq, a predicted model, not a curated record
AUGGAUGUUGCCAUGUUCAUGAUGCCUGUUAAGCGAUCGGAGGAUGUCGAGGUGACUCCCAAGGCCUUGCAGUCGAGCUUUGAGCUUCGGAAAUGUGACGCCGCAGGGCCGGGCACUGUAAGAAUCUUCUGCGUCGACCACGACGCCAUGGACUCUGAGGAGGACAGGGAUGUGUGUCGUCGUGUCCGUCGCUAUGACCGGGAGGUCCACUUUGUGCGCCGCGGGGUGGGCGCCGACAAGAGCAGGCCCGUUAGGAUACGAAAAUUGCCGACUGCUUCGCCUAGUGUGUCUGUUGACCACGCUGCCGCCGCCGGCGGUGUUGGUGCAACGGAGAGCAAGUUCCGCAGCGGGCGUGGGGGAAGUACACGGCCAAGAUUCGUGACCCCGUGGCGGCGCGUGCGGGUGUGGCUCAGCACAUACAAUACCGCCGAGGAGGCGACCAAAGUGUACAACUCGGUUGCCAUCCAGAUCCGCGACACUGGCACCACCACAAACUUUUCCCUACGUCCGGACUUCCUCUGCUGUCAGGCAGGGGCGUAG